UUCUUGUAACGCACCGUUACAAGCCUGACAUGGAUUCGGCAUGUAAUGGAGAAUCCUUCAAAGAUUGAGCGCUUAUAAUGGCUAUACGAUCAUCCAUGAUCGUUCAGCUUGCUCGUGGAGUCUUGAAGAAUAUAACUUCAUAAAAUUUGAGCCUAUUUAUAUGAGGCAAAGUUCCUUUCUUUGGAGAAUUUAUCAUAUCAUAUCAUAUCAUUCAAGCAUGUUUCAUCUAUUUACGCCUCCGAACCGGCGGUUAAGCUUCUGUUUAUCCAUUUGAUUCAAAUCGAUUCGCCGUAAAGCAAACAAGACAUUUGGAGUUUGGAACAUCCCUAUCCUCCAAGAAUUUUCGGCAAGCAAACAUAUUGAAGGAACCGCACGCGCAUAUUGAUUUAAAUAAAGUGCUAUUGAUCAACCAAAUGUAGGUCAUGUAAAAUGUGGGACAAGGUGCCCGGUUUGAAAUGAAUCAGCCAAAUUUGAUAGCUUCUAUCACUUCCGAGCAAAAGACUAUCGAGCCCGUGAUAAAGAGCCCCUAAUCUGCUAAUCGAUAUGUAUUUCCAGAAGCUCCAGAUAUUCUUUCAGGGGCUCGUUCUGUGACGAAUUUACAUCCCCCCCCCCCCCUCUGAGAACACUAAGGAAUGACUCCUCAAAAUGCUAGUCGAACGAACGCCGUUACGAAAAUGGUUCAAAAAUCGAUUCUGAUGCUCUCUCGUUAUGAUUCAUGUGGGUGUUGUGCUCGCGUGUUUCUGUGCUGCUGUUAUUGUUGGGGCCCUCUAACGCCGAGCUUAAGACACGGUAAGCAACAGAAACGAAGAAUGGACGGAAACGAGGAGACCGUGCAAAAGGUGCGUCUUCAUCGUGCAUAAUACGCGACCCACCGAAUCCAGCGAAUGGUACGAACAAAAAAAGGCGGGAUUCCACGGUCGCCGCCGUACGCUCGGCUACUACUUCGCAUUCUUGAUUUUGCCGCGAAUUAUAAAAGAAGAUCAUCUGGGCGCGAAACAAGUUAGUCCAUCGUAGAACGUGUUUCGCGACGUGUCUCGGCGUUCUGGCGGUGUUCGGGUGGCUACAGAACUCGUUGUUGUGUGUUCGGGGAGAUUGAUGAUUCGCAGGUAAUAAUGUGCGAUCAUCUCGGGCUGGCGUGAUUAAGGUGGAUUAAUCGAGCGAAAGAUAUACACACAAACCGUGAUCGUGGUCGUUGAUCUCAAACCUGCUCGCGAGGAUCUGUAGUGUGAGCCAUGGGGCAGUGUAAAAAAUCGGUUAUUGCUGCGAGCGUGAUCGCGGUGGUGGUUGGGAUUUUGUGUGGAAAAACAACGGUCCAUGCUCAGUUCUACAGUUUAAGCUUUGGCACGGAUGAAAGCUACAACACGGCGCCGGUUGUACAGCAGACGGCCCCGGCCGGACCCGCCCAGCAGGAGAUCCGCCAAAAGGUGACCCCACUCGAGGCGAUGAUCGACAAGACGAAUCAUCUUGGGUUUCGCGUGCUUCAUCAGCAUUCGAAGGGGAAUCGCAACAAUAUAGCGUUUUCACCGUGUGCCUUGGCAAGCAUUCUGGUGGCGCUGUAUGAAGGAUCGGCCGGUCAGAGUGCGGCCGAACUGCACGAACAGCUGGUCGUGCCGUACGAUAAGGAUGUGCUGCGGGUCGGAUACCGGGACAUCCAUCGCAGGCUGCGAAGUUAUUUCUACCAAAGGGAAAACUUGCUGAAUGGACUCAGCUUGAGUAGUGAAAAUAUUACGAUAAGGCCAGAGUACGAAUCGGUGCUUAAGUUUUAUGGAUACGAUUUGGACAACAUACCCGAGAUGCGAAUGUCUACCACUACAACACCAAUGCCCGCAACCACGACUGAAUUCGAACAGGAAGAAACGACGACCGAUGCCACUACUGAUGUGGGAAACUCUACCGAUUCGAUCGAUACUUCCACAACGAUGCCAUUGCCCGACGAGACAACCACAGCAACGGACGAUGUAACCACGACGGAAGCAUCAUCGAGCACAGAAGAAAGUGUCGACGCGGAUAGCACGGGCACCACCAUUCCGAUCGAACCAACGGAAGCAUCUACAACCGAGCCAGAAACGACGGAGGAACCCACAACCGUGGAAGGGGACGAACCGACGGAAGAAACGGGCGGUGGUGAAAAGCGUCGACGAAAUCUUCGCAAACGUGGUCAACGCCUACUACAUCGCCGCAAUCCGAACUCACCGCAACGCAGACGAUCGCUGCGCCUAAAGCGUCAACCGGAGGAGAUCGACAUCGUAAGCCACCAGCGCUUUUUGCAGAACUUUUUACUGCAAGACGUAACGACCGGUGCACCGCCGAUGCUGGCGACGGCCGGCUUUCUAUCGCCCGGAGUAGCCGACAGUACGGUACGGAAGAAUCCGUUCCUUCAGCAGCCGGAUGCCGAUUACCGGCUGCUGGACGACACGAUCGAGCACAACUUCUACCUCACGGCAGCGGAUAUCGUGAAGGUACCGUACAAGGUGUACAACACGAUCCUGAAGUACGCGUACAUCGAGCGGCUCCAGUCGACCGUUCUCGAGCUGGAGCUGGAUUCGGACGAUUACAAGCUGCUGCUCAUACUGCCGGACUACGAGUUCGGGCUGGGCAAUGUGAUGAAGCUGCUGCAGAUCGGCGUAAAUGUGCCGAGCCUGCGCGAGGUGACGGACCAGAUGAGUCCGACCUGGGUGAAGACGAUCGUGCCGAAGUUUAGUCUGAAGGGAAACAUCAUUCUAACGAGCGAUCUGCAAAACUUGGGCGUGAACGAUAUCUUUGAACCGUCCCGGGCCGACUUCUCCCUCAUGACCGAAGAUCCAACCGUGUACGCGAAGCACAUCGAACAAUCGAUCAACGUGAACAUCCGGACGCAUUCGCUGCAGCAGCUAAAGCGGUUUACGUCGCUCUACAAGAACCCGGUCGAGCUUGCCGUCAACUAUCCGUUUCUGUUCUGCAUCCUAGACAACGAGCUCGAUCUGGCCCUAAUGGUCGGCAGAAUACUUAAUCCACUGAACGCACGUAUACACUAAGGAAAGGUUUUUGUUGUCCGGCGCCACUCGCUGGGUCGCCGAAUUUUCUAAUAAAGCACCAAGCGUUAACCUGUACCGU
This is a messenger RNA of Anopheles stephensi (Asian malaria mosquito), 3093 nucleotides long. RefSeq lists its product as uncharacterized. The transcript has 4 exons. Gene Ontology annotation, molecular function: serine-type endopeptidase inhibitor activity. Lineage: Eukaryota; Metazoa; Arthropoda; Insecta; Diptera; Culicidae. Bases 1233 to 3014 code for a protein of 593 amino acids. The record is from RefSeq and is a predicted model, not a curated record.